UUAAUUCACCAUUGUUCCGGUGUUUUACUGUUUUUCACUUUUAGUCCUUCUCUUUUCAAUCUCUUAUCAUUUUUAAUCCCAAUUCCAAGCUCAAACAAUAUGCAACUUAAAAUGAAGUUUCUCCAUCUGUUUUUUUUAAAAUCAGAUCAUCAAUUACUUCAAUCUGAUUACACUUGAAUAAAAAUCCGAUCUUUAUUUAUUUCUUGGAAAAAAAAUUAUGAGUGAAGAAAAAACAAGUAAUGAGAUGGAAAAUCUAUCUUUACAAGCAAAAAACAGAUGCCCAAGAGAUUUAUUACAAAGAUUUACAAUACCCAUAUCCGGAAUCGGAGCCCCGAGAAGUUCCUACCCGGAUGAGGAUCCGGGUUCGGGUGAUGAAAUUGAACUGAAUCUCGGGUUGUCAUUAGGUGGAAGAUUUGGUGUAGAUAAAGGAGGUAAUAGCAAAUUGAUAAGGUCAUCAUCAAUUGCUACAAUUUUGCCUGUGGUAAGAAACGAAGACGUUUUGGAUAGUUUAAAGAAUCCUGGUUCGGGUCCAGGUCGGGCUUAUUCGGGUCUUGUACGGACUUCUUCUUUGCCGGUGGAAACAGAGGAAGAAUGGAGAAAAAGAAAAGAUCUUCAGAGCUUGAGAAGGCUUGCAGCGAAACGACGUCGUUCGGAGAAACAAAGAAAUGUGACUAAAGGUGAGCGAGAUGAUUAUGUGGCAGCUAUGGGUCGGGUUGGGUCUUCUCCUGGACCUUGUUUCGGGUCUGAUAAAUGGUCAGAGUUUGACGCUAGAAGUCGUCAACGUCAAGGAUCAAGUGGCAGUGUUGGCCAAACAAGCACGUUGCUACAAGAACGAAAGAACAAGAUUAGUAGUGGUUUGUCAAGAAAAAACGAAUCACCAAUUGGUAUGGAGCGAGAGAGCCAAGAUAAGACUCGGAUGAAAGAGAUUGGGUCGGAUUCAGUAGAGGAGAUGCCUUGUGUUUUCACUCAAGGAGAUGGUCCUGAUGGAAGGGUGAUCGAAGGAAUUUUAUACAAGUAUGGCAAGGGCGAAAAAGUGAAGAUAAUGUGUGUUUGUCAUGGAAGCUUUUUGUCACCGGCGGAGUUUGUGAAACAUGCUGGUGGAACCGACAUUGCUCACCCUUUGAAACACAUUGUAGUUAAAGCUAGUCCCUCAUUAUCAUGAAGGAUGGUGAUGAUGUUUAUUGAUCGAUCGGAUCGAGCUGCCAUUAUUGGAAUCUUGAUUCCUUGAUCACUGUUUUCUAUUACGAGUAACAUGUUUGUUUGUAUAGUGUUAUUAAUUACUGUAUUAUUAUGGAUGAUCGAUGGAUAUAUGAAUGCAAAGUGAGAGAGCUCGAGAGGCUUGGAUGAUGAAUAAUCCAUCCAUCCGCAAAUAUACGGAGCUUGUUAGUUUAUUGAUGUUGAGAAUGAAAAUUAACAUUUCCUUUG
This is a messenger RNA of Erigeron canadensis, 1425 nucleotides long. Its product is annotated as ninja-family protein AFP3. Lineage: Eukaryota; Viridiplantae; Streptophyta; Magnoliopsida; Asterales; Asteraceae. Bases 218 to 1162 code for a protein of 314 amino acids. Gene Ontology annotation, biological process: response to abscisic acid; negative regulation of DNA-templated transcription; signal transduction. The record is from RefSeq and is a predicted model, not a curated record. The transcript is spliced from 2 exons. Gene Ontology annotation, cellular component: nucleus.